Messenger RNA from Egretta garzetta (little egret), 2590 nucleotides. It is a transcript of the gene AFG2B, whose product is annotated as spermatogenesis associated 5 like 1. The transcript has 10 exons. Gene Ontology annotation, molecular function: ATP hydrolysis activity; ATP binding. The record is from RefSeq and is a predicted model, not a curated record. Lineage: Eukaryota; Metazoa; Chordata; Aves; Pelecaniformes; Ardeidae.
AGUUGGCGGUGUCCCUGCUGACUGCAGGGGGGUUGUUGCCCCUCUCUCGUGGAGGGAACGCCGCGCAAGCCCGGGAUGGAGGCGGCAACCUUAAAGCUGCUCCUCCUGGACCCGGGAGAUGAAGGUACCCAGAGGUGCAGGAUGGGACCUGCCACCCUCUCCUUUCUGGGAGCCAGGCUCGGCGCCCCGCUGAGGAUCUCUCUGCCUACUGGCUGCUGCUUGUGCACGGCGUGGCCCCGGCACGAUCUGGCGGACGGGUACCUGCAGGUUGAUCUGACCUGCAGGACCGCGGGCCUAACGGCACGGGACCUGAAGGGCCUCACGGUGAAUGCCGGCCAGCUGGAGCUUCUGGCCUAUCGCCGGUUAGAAAAGGCGACUGUGAAAGUGGUCCUUAAGAGCUCUGCAGUGAAAAAGUCGACUCCCAGAGCAGUGUUGCAGGAGACGAUCAGAGAACUGCUAAGAAAUGUUUAUGUUUUGCUUCAUUAUGUUGUUACUGUUGCCCCAAAUCUUGAAAAUCCUGUGGUGUAUAUUGAAAUACUCUCUGUAGACCCUUUGACGGAUGAAGCUGGGCUGAUAACCCCCCAAACAAGCAUAAAAAUUAAGGAGGUGGUCACUCUUGAAUGGUACAGACAUUUAUCAGAAGAUGCUGGAAAAGCUUCAAUUGCAGGACUAGAUGAUGUGGGAAAGUCUUUGAAAGAGAUGAUUGAUCUGCCUUUCCGCUUCCCAAAAACUUUUAAGAAGCUGGGGCUUUCUGUCCCUAAUGGGGUGCUGCUAAUAACAAUUUGUGGCACAAUUUAAGAAGGCAAAGGGGGGUUAAUCUGUUUCGUCUGUGGUAAUCUGUUUUGCAUCAGUGGCCCAGCCCUCUAUGGUUCAAGACCAGGAGAAAGCGAAGAGAAUUUGCGAAAAGUCUUUGAGAAGGGCAGAGAAAUGUCAUAUGAAGGCCCAACCAUUCUCUUCAUUGAUGAAGUUGACUCUUUAUGCCCAAAGCGAGGAAGUUCAAACAAUGCUCCAGAAGAUCGUAUUGUUGCGCAGUUGCUAACGCUACUGGAUGGUGUAGGUAGUGACGGUAGGAUGGUCGUUAUGGCAGCAACAAACAGGCCCGAUGCCUUAGACCCUGCACUGAGAAGACCUGGCAGAUUUGACAGAGAGGUGAUUAUUGGGACACCAACACUUACGCAAAGAAGAUCUAUUCUGCAGUUGCUUACAUCUAGUAUGCCGAUUUCUACAAACGUUGAUUUGGUUAAACUGGCAGAAAUGACAACUGGGUAUGUUGGAGCUGACCUUACAGCACUCUGCAGAGAAGCUGCUAUGCAGGCUGUGUUCCGCAGCUCUUUGGAUUCAACUGAAAUGGUGAUUAACAUCACAGAUUUCCAAGAAGCUUUCAAAAAAAUUCAACCAUCUUCUUUUCGAAGUGCAAUUGGACUAACAGAGUGUAAACCUGUCACUUGGGAGCAAAUUGGUGGUCUUGAAGAUGUGAAAUUAAAGUUAAAACAGAGUAUUGAGUGGCCUAUGAAAUUUCCUCAGGCAUUUGCUAGGAUGGGCCUGUCUCAUCCAAAGGGUAUUCUUCUCUACGGGCCAUCAGGGUGUGCCAAAACCACGCUGGUGAAGGCUGUGGCCACAAGUUGUCACUGUUCCUUUCUCUCUGUAAGUGGUGCUGACCUCUUCUCACCUUAUGUUGGAGAUUCAGAGAAGAUAUUAUCUCAGGUUUUUCGCCAAGCAAGAGCAAAUACUCCAGCAAUAAUAUUCCUAGAUGAGAUUGAUUCUAUCUUGGGAUCUCGGUCACACUGCAAAACUGGCCAUGGUGUCUCAGAGCGGGUCCUCUCUAUUCUUCUCAAUGAGUUGGAUGGUAUUGGGCUGAAAGUCACAGAAAGAAGAGGAAGCAAACUACAGCUUGAGGGCCAACAUCAAGAACCAAGUGAUGAGGAAAGAAAGCUAGAGUUUCAGGAAACUUUGAACAAAGAUUUCAUGGUAGUUGCUGCAACAAAUAGACCAGAUAUGUUGGAUGAUGCCUUACUGCGUCCUGGAAGGCUAGACAAGGUGAUCUAUAUUCCACCUCCAGAUCUACAGGGAAGGCUCUCCAUUUUGAAAAUCUGCACAGAAAAAAUCCCGUUAGAUACUGAUGUGUCAUUACAAGAUGUGGCAGUCCUAACAGACCUCUUCUCUGGAGCUGAUAUUGAAAAUCUGUGCAAGGAGGCUGCUUUGUUGGCAUUGCAAGAGAAUGGACUUGAAGCAACUGCCGUAAAACACGAGCAUUUUGUAAAAUCAUUGAGGACUGUAAAACCAUCCUUAAACUUAAAAGACUUGGAAUUUUAUGAAAAAUUUUAUAAUCAAGAAUUAGCCUCUUCAAUCAAAAAGGAGUGAUGUGGCAUAGGUAUUUUUAAAUAUAUUACAAAGACUUCGCAAUGGCUUGCAUCUUUCCUGCCUUUUAAUACUGUACCUACUGUAGCUUUCAGUGUGUAUGAAAUACAGUAAAAUUUCAUUUAUGAAAAAUCUGUGAUGUCAAUAAUAGAGAAUAAAUUAAAAUCUUGUUUGCCUUGGCUAGGUUUCCAUCUAAUGAAACAAGUAAUUGAGAUACUUAGAUAAAACACUG